AUGCCCGAGGAGCAAGAAAAGCCCCCAGAUACUAGGGACGACACUAUCCCCCCCCGCUCCGAUCCCUCAGAUAAUGCACAGUUGGAGAAGGACAACACGGUGAAUGGUGAAAACGAGGAAAAUUCCCAACCCCCAGUAUUGGAAGGAUGGAGACUCAGACUCCUCACAGUCGGAAUUUGUCUUUGCGUCUUUCUCUCUUCCCUCGACAUCACCAUACAGCUGGGUGGUGUCCAGCUACCUGACCUCCUAUUUCAGUACAAGCCCGUCAAACCCUCCGUCUUAGCAUUCGACUCAUUUUCUUACUCUUCGCCAGGCUUUCUCAUUAUAUGGGCCAAACUGAGCGACUUCUUUGGUCGUAAGCUGAUGCUCGUCACUGCGGUGGUGCUCUUCCUUGCCUUCUCGGGAGGGUGUGGAUGCGCUCACACCCUAACACAGCUUAUUCUCUGCCGUUCCUUGCAAGGGGUUGGUGGUGCAGGUAUUUUCAGCAUGGUCCCCAUCGUCGUGGCAGAGAUGGUGCAACCAGCCAAAUACGGUGCCUACAAUGGAAUUGUCUCCCUUGCCAUUGCAUUCAGCUUUCUUCUGGGACCGCUAUUUGGCGGAGCCAUCUCAGACGGCGCCACCUGGCGCUGGAUCUUCUACAUCAACCUUCCCGUCGGGUUCGUCGGACUCAUUCUCGUCCUUGUAGCUAUGCCGGCUGGCUUUCCCAACUCUUCUGCAAUCACAUCCCCAACAUUCUGCAACCUCAUUAGGCGAAAUGUCACUCUUCGUGGCCGCAUCGACUAUCCGGGCUUCUCCAUGCUCCUAGCCGCGUCUGUCUUGCUCAUUGUGGCCAUCGAGGAGGCAGGUAUCUCCUUUACAUGGAGCUCAACCCUUGUCAUUGCCUUUUUGGUGGCCGCCGGGGUACUGCUGAUUCUCUUCCUCGUCUGGCAAUGGUAUCUCUAUCACGCCAAGUCUGCACGGGAGCCAAUUUUGCCCUGGGUGUUCUUCAAGAAGCGGGUGAUGAUGGGGAUAUUCCUCAACGCGCUACUAUCUGGUGUCCCUUUUGUGACCCUGGUACUCGAACUGCCCCUUCGAUUUAUGAGUAUCAAUGGCCGUUCUGGUCUCAAAUCGGGAAUUUCCAUUUUACCCUUUACGCUUACCAUUGCUUUUGGGUCCGCAUUAACCGGCGGUCUUACCGCACGAGGACGCGUUCCGCCCAUCGUGCUGCUAUUUACCGCCACCGUCCUACAGAUCCUUGGAAUAGGUCUUCUUUACUCGGUUCCCGUCAACGCGAGUAUUCCUGCCCGCGUCUACGGAUAUCAAACACUGGCUGGACUGGGCACAGGCCUCAGUUUGACCACCCUCUUGAACAUUGUACCAUUCAUCGUAGAGAGACGCGUUCUCGCUGUUGCCCUGGGUGGAGUCACACAGUUGCGCAUCCUUGGCGGUGCGUUGGGAGUCUCGAUUGCGACAAACUUAUUGAACAACAACGCUAAGAAUCAGCUGGCAGCGCAAUUGUCUGCCGAUGCGCUGGUGCAAAUUCUCAAAGAUGUAUCAUCGGUUCGGACCCUGUCGCCGACUGAUCAGUCGAUUGUGCAUGCGGCUUUUGCGGAAGGAUAUCAUCAACAGCUAGCUAUGAUACUAGGAUUUUGUGCAGCUGAAAGUAUUGCCUUGGCGCUGAUGUGGGAAUGGCCGAUGCGACGGUUGGCGUAG
Messenger RNA from Penicillium manginii, 1692 nucleotides. RefSeq lists its product as uncharacterized. The transcript has 6 exons. The record is from RefSeq and is a predicted model, not a curated record. Bases 1 to 1692 code for a protein of 563 amino acids. Lineage: Eukaryota; Fungi; Ascomycota; Eurotiomycetes; Eurotiales; Aspergillaceae. Gene Ontology annotation, biological process: transmembrane transport. Gene Ontology annotation, molecular function: transmembrane transporter activity.